Molecule: messenger RNA, 819 nt
Organism: Necator americanus (New World hookworm)
Lineage: Eukaryota; Metazoa; Nematoda; Chromadorea; Rhabditida; Ancylostomatidae
Exons: 1
Coding region: 1-819 (272 amino acids)
Source: RefSeq, a predicted model, not a curated record
AUGUCUGCCAUUAAUCGCCAACAAAUAGGCAUAGUCAAGCGGCAAAUACGCAAGACGCUUGGUGAAUUACAACGCGAAGACUUCAAACUAACGCAGCUCCAGACCCUAACUGAUAACGAGCUCCUGAACGUAUACGAAAGCCACACCUCGGCCCACGGUUCACUGUUUCGAGUAUACUUCCGCAUAAACCGCUGGUGGACUAAUUGGCAGAAACUAAUGGAAUCCCAUCCAGAAGAAGAAGGCAUUCUACACACCAAUAUUUCCAAGUAUGGCGAUUUCCGUGAACUUAUCAAUGAUGCUGUUUUUACAUUGCAGAAAUUAGACAACGAACGCCCACAAAUCGAGACAGAACUGCAAAGACGACAGUUACAAUUCGAACCCUAUACGGAAUCAGACGCCGAUUCCCUGCAGUCCUCCGAACCGUCAUCGACAUUCCCCAUCCCACAGCCCACUGCUGUUUCAUCCGUUCAAGUACAUCCUCCUAUCCAGCACGUGGAACCUUCCAAUUUAUCUUUUGUGGAUGCGUCAAUCCUCAGCAAACUCGAUCUACCAGUGUUUGAAGGUAACCUGUUGGACUUUCCCGAAUUUUGGCAACGAUUUUCUACUGUUGUUGGCGACAAGCCUCAAUUAGAUGAUGCCACGAAAUUCUCGCUUUUGAAGUCUACCUUACGCGGAUGCGCCUUACAAACGAUUAAAGGACUCUCUGUUACCUCUGCGAAUUAUUCAGUAGCCGUCGAAAUUCUCAAGAAUCAUUUCGACGAUCACGUCACAACGAGGAAUAUUCUUUACACUCGCACUAGCCUCUCUUCCACUUUGUGA